AUGGAGCCAACACGCGUUCUGGUAACGGGUGGCUGUGGCUUCCUGGGCACCGCCGUCGUCUCCGCACUCUUGAGCACCCGAAGAUACGCCAUCACCGUCAUAGACGUUAACCCGCCUUCGCUCGGUAGCACCACCUUUACCAACACUGUACGCUAUGUUCGUUGCGACAUUCUGGACCCAUAUUCCUUGUACAGCGUCUUUUCCGAAGCUCGACCUGCCGUCGUCAUUCACACAGUGGGUGUGUUCCCUCUGGGGACGAAGCGCUAUUCCAUGAAGGGCAAAGAGGCCAUCUUCAGGACAAACGUCGAGGGAACAAGGAAUGUUGUCGAAGCAAGUAGGGAGUGCGGUACAAAAGCCUUUGUGUAUACCAGUAGCGUGACUGUCGUGUUGGACGAGUUGGAUCGCGACUUCAGGAAUGUAGAUGAGCAUUGGCCCACGGGAGGUGUACAUACGAGCUAUGGACAAAGCAAGGCACUCGCUGAAUCCCUUGUGCUCUCCGCAAAUACGAAUGACUUCGCCACCUGCGCCCUGCGCUCAGCACCCAUCUUCGGUCGCAACGACACUGUGUGCAUCCCUACGAUACACUCAUGCAUCCCAGCCGGCCAGACACCCUUUAUUCUAGGCACAGGGACCAAUCUCCAGGACUUCGUCUACGUAGAAAACAUAGCAGACGCCCAUGUCCUCGCCGUUGGAAACUUGUUAAAUUCGCAAACAGCUGCUGGAGAGGCCAUCUUCAUUACCAACGGCGAGCCGGUCACGGCGAGGGACCUUUGCAUAGCUGUGUGGAAGGAGUUCGGCCAUGUUCCAAAGUUCCACGUCCGGGUUCCAGAAGGAUUGACAUGGUGUCUGGGCUAUUGUGCCGAAUGGAUUAGCUGGGUGACAGGGACGGAGGGUGUGCUUAGUCGGGGCAUUGUGAGUGACGGAUGUCGGGACCGCUAUGUUAGUAUUUCGAAGGCGAGGUUACUGCUAGGAUAUAAGCCUCGAGUCGGCUUGGAAGAGGGCUUAAGGAUUAGCUGUCAGCCCAAGUUCAUCUCAAUACAAGCCUCAAUUGAAGGACAUCGCUUGGUCACUGAUUGCAUCGCCUAUGUACACAUUACCAUUACGUUGUCUCAAAAGGCAAGGCCGGGAAACUGUCAGAUAGCAUCAAAGCAAAGAGCGACGCCCGAGCUGCGGACCAUCAGCGAGACAAAGGCUGGCUCAGACGCUCAAACGACGGCUUAG
Molecule: messenger RNA, 1221 nt
Organism: Alternaria viburni
Lineage: Eukaryota; Fungi; Ascomycota; Dothideomycetes; Pleosporales; Pleosporaceae
Exons: 3
Coding region: 1-1221 (406 amino acids)
Biological process (GO): steroid biosynthetic process
Molecular function (GO): 3-beta-hydroxy-Delta5-steroid dehydrogenase (NAD+) activity
Source: RefSeq, a predicted model, not a curated record